AGAAUUCUUUGCUUGACCUCAGGCUCUACCUUUGGCCCUUAUCCAGUUUUUCUGACCCUUGCUUUGGCCUUGGACUGUUAAUUGUCUGCUCCCUUGGACUGUUAACUUGUUGCUGACUUCCUUACCUUGAUACACAAACAUAUUCCUUUACCUCUGGCCCUUCUGGAUUGUGCUUAACAACCUGGCCUUUGAUUUCAUCCACUGUGCAUACAACCUACUUCUCUAACUCUGGUCCUUCAUAAAUUGACUCUCUUGUUGCUUACCCUUCUUUCUCACCUGUUUCAAACCCCUCCCUCUCAACUGUAUCUAGGACAUAUUUGGAUAUUACUGAGUUAGAAAUGAACCAAUGGCCCUCACAUCUGCAGAGGGCUGGGUCACCUUGUGUUUCUGAUGAAAAGUUGCUGUAUCAAUGGCUUUGGAAUAUUCAGUUGAUAUCAGCUUCGUUGCCGAAAUCUUAUUGACUGGAGGAGAGAUCGAAUGAACGAGACCAGAAGUCCCCUGAUAAUCAAUUACUUCUGGUUGGAAUCAGUGAUUGUCUGAAUUCCCCCACGAGCUACGGAAGAGCCUGCAGGACCUGCACGGCCACCUAGAAGGGGAGGGACCCAAAACCCAGCAACCGAAUAGUUCUCCGCCGGUCCAUAAACUUCGGGGCUCCGGAGAAGUCCCCUGAGCCCCCAUCUUGGUACGGACACGGUGCAGCCCCACGUGGGCCUGCCCCUGCAACGCCAUCUUUGUGCGGGGCAGCACUUCCGCCAGGUCCAGGGCAGCCGCUGGGGGGGCUUUCCCCGAUGGCGCGGCGGCCGCCCUUGUGGUUGCUGCUGUGGUUGUUGCUGCUGCUCCCAGCGACUCAGAGCCUACAGAAGGACUCAGAUCCAAAGUGGAAAGGAUUUAUUGACCAAAUUAACAAGUCUGUAGAGAACUAUCAAUCAUGUCCAAGGGAAAACUGCAGCUGCCACCUUGGUGUCAUGGAGAAGGAUUUGGCUCCCUUCCGGGGAGGUAUCUCCAAAGAGGUUAUGGCCAGUGUGGUUAGCCGGAAACUAGGGACACACUAUCAGAUUAUCAAGAACGAAUUGUACAGAGAACACGACUGCAUGUUCCCUGCAAGAUGCAGUGGUGUAGAACACUUCAUUUUGGAAGUUAUCAACCACCUUCCUGACAUGGAGAUGGUGAUCAAUGUGCGGGAUUAUCCUCAGGUUCCUAAGUGGAUGGAACCAACUAUUCCAGUCUUCUCCUUCAGCAAGACUUCUGAGUACCAUGAUAUCAUGUAUCCUGCGUGGACAUUUUGGGAAGGGGGACCUGCAGUUUGGCCUAUUUAUCCUACGGGUCUCGGGCGAUGGGAUCUUUUAAGAGAAGAUCUUACAAGGUCUGCAGAGAAGUGGCCAUGGGAAAGGAAAGUACCCAGAGGAUAUUUCCGAGGAUCUAGGACAAGUCCAGAGCGAGAUCCUCUAAUUCUUCUAUCUCGGGAAAACCCAGGCCUCGUCGAUGCAGAGUACACUAAGAAUCAAGCCUGGAAAUCUGAGAAAGAUACUCUUGGAAAACCACCUGCUAAGGAAGUUCCACUUGUGGAUCACUGCAAGUACAAAUACCUGUUUAAUUUUCGGGGUGUAGCUGCAAGUUUCCGUUUCAAACACCUCUUCCUGUGUGGCUCACUAGUCUUCCAUGUAGGUGAGGAAUGGCAAGAAUUCUUCUAUGCACAGCUGAGGCCAUGGGUUCACUACAUCCCAGUCAAUACAGACCUCUCCAAUGUCAGGGAACUUCUACAGUUUGUGAAGGAAAAUGAUGAUCUAGCCCAAGAGAUUGCUGAGAGGGGGCGACAGUUUAUUAUCAACCACUUGCAGAUGGAUGACAUUUCCUGUUACUGGAAGAUUUUGUUGACUGAAUAUUCCAAAGCCUUGUCCUACAGAGUGAAGAAAAAGAAAGACUAUAGUAAAAUUUUCCCCAAACCUUUGAAAACAGAACUUUAAGAACUGCUUUUAUCCUUGUGGUAGAGCGACAUCAUUUGGAUAUCUUCAAAGGAAGAUGCAGAGUAUCUCAUUCACUUGAAUGAGAUUAUACUUGCCUGUGGUAACUUGUAUGUCAUAGACUCUAUGUAAUACUAACCAAAUAACUGGUUUUCCUUAUCUUUCUGCAAUAAGAGACUCUAGAAAGAUCCAGACUCUCAGAGUCACAUGAUAAUAGAGCACAGACUUGGAAACCAGAUUUGUAGUCAGAGGACCUGGGUUUUAAUUCUGGCUCUGUUGAAGUUUCCUAGGCCUUGUUUUUCUCAUUUAUAAAAGGAAGGAGUUAGAUUAGCUCUCUCUGAAUGUCUCUUCUAGCUCUAGUCUACGAUCAUAUAAGCAGCCUUUUUUUUUUUUUACUCUAGCUUAAAUAGGGACUAAAAAUCAGACUGUGUGAGUUUUUAUGUCUGUGUCUUAGAUAAGCUCUAUAUACCCUAUGCCUCAUUUUACUUAUUUAUAAAAGAAUCAUGCUAGUUGUUCCAUUUGUGAUCACUGUGAAAUGCAAAAUGUCUUUUUGGACCUACUGGGCACAUUAUGUAGAGCAAACAAGUAGUCAUUUGGAAAUACAAUAGGUUCUGUCUCUGGAAUUCUGUUUCCCUGCAUUGAUCCUACUAGCUAAGUUUAGCAGAUGUUUAUAAAAUACUUGGGGAUCAUUUACUGAAAGGUGCAUAGGAACAGAAAGAUAUGUGAUGCUUUUUUUUUUUUUUACUUUUUAAAAAAAAUGUAAACUUUUCUGUACUUGAUGAAGAUUUUAUAUUUUUGUGUAGAAUGGAAGCAGCUCUUAAUUAUUACAGUUGGAUUUGUAAUACCAUUCCUAUUCUUCUUAUGGCUCAUUUAUUGAGUUUAUUCAAUCAUUUAAUGUGCAUUUGUUAAGCACUUACUAUUUGCCAGCUACUGUGCUAAGCACUGGAGAGAUUAAAAAAAAAUCCCUGCUUUAAAGCAGUUUAUGACACAUAUAUAAAUAGGUACAUACAUACAUACGAGAUACAUACAGGGUAGAUAGAAGAUAACCAUAGAGGCAAAAGGCUGUAGCAAGAAAAGAAAAAAAUUUGUUCCUUCAAAAUAAUUUCAAGAAGCUACCUGCAUCUGUACCUUUUUAAACAGGGUAGCAGGAGCUGUGUAUGCAAAACAAACAAAUCUUUCCUAUUUACUGGAAUCGACACCAGUAAAGGUUAUCAUGAGUGUAUAUUUUGAGGAUGACACCAAUAAUCCACUUCAGUAAAUGUCACUAGCUGAGAUUUGUAGCACCUCCUACUCUGGGAUUCAUUCCUGUAACUCACUUCUAUAUAGCAAAGAAUUUAUUUCAAUACAAAGUCAUGUUGGACUCCCCAGUUUUUCCCCCUAGACUUUCAGAUAAUAGCGAGAUCUCUUAAGUACCCCUUCACAAUAUAGCAAAGUAUGAGGGAGAAAAAUUAGGGUUAAACCCGGAUAGUGUGGUGUCUUGGAACAUAUUAUUCACAACACCCUCCUCCACUCCCUUUAGUGAAAAAGGAAUACCCAGGGACAACAUAUGGUAAGACAUUUUCUCUGAGGAUGCUUCAUAUCAACAUUUAGAACAAUCAGGUUUUUAUUGUACAGCUCUAAGUCUCUGGACCUUUUUUCUCUAGGGACAAACUGCUGAAGAAGUACUGUCAAUAAAGACUCAUUCUGGGACAUUUUA
This is a messenger RNA of Dromiciops gliroides (monito del monte), 3657 nucleotides long. It is a transcript of the gene POGLUT1, whose product is annotated as protein O-glucosyltransferase 1. The record is from RefSeq and is a predicted model, not a curated record. Lineage: Eukaryota; Metazoa; Chordata; Mammalia; Microbiotheria; Microbiotheriidae. Gene Ontology annotation, biological process: protein O-linked glycosylation; positive regulation of Notch signaling pathway. Gene Ontology annotation, cellular component: endomembrane system. The coding region runs from base 789 to 1964 and encodes 391 amino acids. Gene Ontology annotation, molecular function: UDP-xylosyltransferase activity; UDP-glucosyltransferase activity. The transcript has 12 exons.